Molecule: messenger RNA, 1348 nt
Organism: Oncorhynchus keta (chum salmon)
Lineage: Eukaryota; Metazoa; Chordata; Actinopteri; Salmoniformes; Salmonidae
Product: bile salt-activated lipase-like
Exons: 2
Coding region: 10-594 (194 amino acids)
Molecular function (GO): structural constituent of carboxysome shell
Source: RefSeq, a predicted model, not a curated record
UUGCGGUACAUGACAGGAGACAACCAGGCGACGUUGCGGUACAUGACAGGAGACAACCAGGCGACGUUGCGGUACAUGACAGGAGACAACCAGGCGACGUUGCGGUACAUGACAGGAGACAACCAGGCGACGUUGCGGUACAUGACAGGAGACAACCAGGCGACGUUGCGGUACAUGACAGGAGACAACCAGGCGACGUUGCGGUACAUGACAGGAGACAACCAGGCGACGUUGCGACACAUGACAGGAGACAACCAGGCGACGUUGCGGCACAUGACAGGAGACAACCAGGCGACGUUGCGGCACAUGACAGGAGACAACCAGGCGACGUUGCGGCACAUGACAGGAGACAACCAGGCGACGUUGCGGCACAUGACAGGAGACAACCAGGCGACGUUGCGGCACAUGACAGGAGACAACCAGGCGACGUUGCGGUACAUGACAGGAGAUAACCAGGCGACGUUGCGGUACAUGACAGGAGACAACCAGGUGACGCUGCGGUACAUGACAGGAGACAACCAGGCGACGUUGCGGUACAUGACAGGAGACAACCAGGUGACGUUGCGGUACAUGACAGGACAACCAGGCGACUGAGGUACAUGACAGGAGACAACCAGGCAACUGAGGUACACGGGGAGCCAGAGAUGUACAGAUACUUAUAGACUUUUAAUAUGGAUCCAUGUAGGUAAACAAUGAAGAUCUCAUCCCCGUCCUCUACCCCCCGUCAAUCCCCCUCACAUUUCCAAUUAGCAACAUAAAGAUACUUGUAGAUAAAAUUACUUUCAAGUAGAUUAAAAAAAAUAAUAAUAAUAAUUAAAAUAAGUUUUACUUUGACUAUAAAGAAGUUGGACAGACAGUGAAGAUAUUGUGGUAAUUCUCCUCCUUCACCCUCCUGGGGUCUAAUUCUUCUCCUUCACCCUCCUGGGGUCUAAUUCUUCUCCUUCACCCUCCUGGGGUCUAAUUCUUCUCCUUCACCCUCCUGGGGUUUAAUUCUCCUCCUUCACCCUCCUGGGGUCUAAUUCUCCUCCUUCACCCUCCUGGGGUUUAAUUCUCCUCCUUCACCCUCCUGGGGUUUAAUUCUCCUCCUUCACCCUCCUGGGGUUUAAUUCUCCUCCUUCACCCUCCUGGGGUUUAAUUAUCCUCCUUCACCCUCCUGGGGUUUAAUUCUCCUCCUUCACCCUCCUGGGGUUUAAUUCUCCUCCUUCACCCUCCGGGGGUCUAAUUCUCCUCCUUCACCCUCCUGGGGUCUAAUUCUCCUCCUUCACCCUCCUGGGGUCUAAUGCUUCUCCUUCACCCUCCUGGGGUCUAAUUCUUCUCCUUCACCCUCCUGGGGUCUAAUUCUCCUCCU